Asparagus officinalis (garden asparagus) is the source of this 792-nucleotide messenger RNA. RefSeq lists its product as uncharacterized. The transcript has a single exon. The coding region runs from base 65 to 661 and encodes 198 amino acids. Lineage: Eukaryota; Viridiplantae; Streptophyta; Magnoliopsida; Asparagales; Asparagaceae. The record is from RefSeq and is a predicted model, not a curated record.
CAGAACCAAACCAAACCAUUAAAAAAACUAAAUAUUUCUUCAGCUUUCACAUGCCAUCACACAAAUGUUCGUUUGCGGCUCAUCAAACUUCGCUAACAUGGACGAUCACAGCGAGCCUCAACAGACAUCGAAGAGGAAGCAAAACAAGAACCCUUAUUCCUCAAGGGGGCUCGAAAAGUUCUCAAUGGUGCUAAAAGAGUUGGAAUCGAGAAGAGAGAAGAUAAUCGCGAGGACCGGGUCUCAGGGCGUAGCCUUGAUCCGGUUCGUGUACGAUAACUCUCAAGAGUGGAUCCCGAUCGUCGUCAGACCGAAGGAAACAAUAAUGGACGAGAUGAAGAAGCUGCCUCCGCCGCCGCCGCCGCCCAUGCAAGAGAAGGUUGGGAAGAAGGAGAGGAGGAAGGGGGGGUUACUGAAGGCCAUGAGGGUGAGAGAUGCGUAUUUUUGGCCUUUGGUCAUGGUGUUGAUAUUGGUUUGCUUGGUGAUUUUUGGGAGGGUGUUUGCUAUAUGUUGCACUUGUAUUUGGUGGUAUCUGAUGCCAACAAUGAAGGAGAGGUGUGGCAAUAUUAAGAGGAAGGAGACUGGGAGGAGGAGAUCGUGCGAUAAGAAACUGGUGGUGACAUCCCCUAGAGCAGCCCAUGGGAUUAGUGGGAAAAAAGGGUGAUGAUUAAUCAUGCAUGUGAAGAUUAAUCAUGUCUUCUUAGCACAUGAGUAUGUAAAUUAUUUUAUGCUCGAUCGUAAAUUAUCUAUUUUCAUGAGGGGUUUCAUUGGGUAUCAAACAUUCCCCAAGCUCAC